CGCCACCGGUCCCAAUUUAGUCGCCAACUGGAAGUCAACCACUAUGGAAGUCAAUUUGCUCUACUUGGCCGCGGUGUUAUCACUCGUAGCCUAUCUCUACCGACUGAUAACGCAGAACCAGGAUUACUUUCACGAUAAGCCUAUUCCUUCGCUCCGGUCUCGACCCCUGCUGGGUUCGACCUGGUCGCUGCUGUUGAAGCAGGUUACGUUCUCGGAUUUCGUAAUCUACGUCUACAACAAAUUUCCCGGAGUCAAAGUCCUCGGCAUGUUCGAAAUCCUAACGCCCUUCUUCGUGAUCCGCGAUCCGGAGCUGAUCAAGCAGAUCGCAGUCAAGGACUUCGAUCACUUUCUAGAUCACCGGCCGUUUUUUGGGGAAUCCGAUGACACCGAGGAGCAUCCGUAUGCGUUAAUCAAGCGCAUUCUAUUCACGUUAAACGGUCAGCGUUGGAGGAACAUGCGGGCGACGCUGAGUCCGGCUUUCACCGGUAGAAAAAUGCGGCAAAUGUUCACCCUAAUGGUGGACUGUAGCGAACGAAUGUUGCAACACUACGAAACGUUGAUGAGCGGAACGGGUCGUCGGAUGGAGGUUGAAGUGAAGGAUAUGCUGAGUCGUUACGGGAUCAAUGUGAUCGCUUCGUGUGCCUUCGGAAUCGAGGUGGAUUGCUUCAAGGAUGCAGAUCAUGAAUUCAUGUACCACGGGCAGAGGAUGUUGCAAAUGGGAAAUCCUAUCGUCAUAGCGAAGAUGAUCUUCAUGCGGGUGUUUCCGAGUGUGGCGAAGCGCUUGGGAAUGGAUGUGAUGAACCGGGAGCAGGCCGUGUACUUCUCCAAUCUGAUCAAGGACACGAUACGGACUCGCGAGAGUAAGGGAAUUGUACGUCACGAUAUGAUCGAUCUGUUGCUGCAAGCUCGGAAGGGAACGUUGAAGUACGAGGAGGAACGAGAGGAAGCUGCGGAAGGGUUUGCUACGGUACAGGAGUCGGAAGUGGGGAAGGUGCAGGUGACGAAGGCGAUAUCGGAAACAGACAUGAUCGCGCAGUGUUUGAUCUUCUUCAUUGCCGGGUUUGAAGCCGUGUCGACCUCAUCGAUGUUCAUCAUUUACGAAUUGAUUCUGAAUCCGGAUAUCCAGCAGAAGUUGUACGAAGAAGUCAGAAGGACUUGCGAGGAGCUAAACGGAAAGCCUCUGACUUACGAAGCUUUGCAAGGGAUGAAGUACAUGGACAUGGUCGUAUCGGAAAUGCUGCGAAAGUGGCCGUUGUCACCGGUUUCGGAUCGUAUGUGCGUUCGCGACUACAACCUGGACGAUGGCCAAGGACUCAAGUUCACCAUCGACAAGGGAACAUGCGUGUGGUUUCCGAUCCACGGUCUGCACCAUGAUCCGCAGUACUUCCCGAACCCGAACCAGUUCGAUCCGGAGCGGUUCAAUGAGGAGAACAAGAUGAACAUCCAAACGGGGACGUACAUGCCGUUCGGAAUUGGACCGCGGAACUGCAUCGGAUCCAGAUUUGCACUGAUGGAACUGAAGGCAAUCAUGUACCAUUUGCUGCGGAAGUUUUCGUUCCACCGCAGCGAGAAAACGCAGAUCCCAAUGAAGCUCAGAAAGGGUAUGAACAAUGUCGGCACGGACGAGGGAAUGCACGUGGAGUUGCGGCUGCGGAAUGUAUAGACUGAUGUGGUA
Ochlerotatus camptorhynchus is the source of this 1675-nucleotide messenger RNA. Its product is annotated as cytochrome P450 9e2-like. Bases 44 to 1663 code for a protein of 539 amino acids. Gene Ontology annotation, molecular function: heme binding; monooxygenase activity; oxidoreductase activity, acting on paired donors, with incorporation or reduction of molecular oxygen. The transcript has 2 exons. The record is from RefSeq and is a predicted model, not a curated record. Lineage: Eukaryota; Metazoa; Arthropoda; Insecta; Diptera; Culicidae.